UUCGUGAACCGCUGAGCCACGAUGGGAACUCCUCCCCCAGCCCUUUUAGACCUCGUCUCAGGUGCUGGCCAUGCCCGAGGAAAACACGUGUGCUUUUGAAAGUCUGAGUGUGCCCUCGGCAGUGACUGUGCUCUGUUACACACGCAUCUCUUCCCGACAUCAUUGCGCGUGGCCAAACCGGUGUUUCGUUUCUAGUCUGGAAACGCGUCCCGCCCCGCGGAGUUGCGCUGGAGAAGGUGAGGCCCUCGUUUAUCCUGCCCUUCGGCACCUGGUGCUUUGAGGACAGUGGCGGCCGUUGAACCAGGACGCGCCCUGGUGCCCGCGCAGCCUGAAGCGCAGUCACGGCACCGUGUGGACGCGCUGAGGCGAUGGACGCCGAGCCAGCCUGCCCCUCUGGCCGUCGGCUGAUGUCCUUCGCCCUGUGAGGACCUAUGGGUCCCCUGAGGUUUCCCUUCCUCCCCGGAGAGCCUUUUGGUUCCCGCGCCCCUGAAGAACAGGUCCCCGGCCUCUCCCAGGGGAGUCCUCAGGUCAGCACGUGGCCCUCGCCCGUGUCGUCGUGCCCCCCCACCCCCUGCCCCGCAUGCAGAGAAGCCUUUCAGCAGCUCUGACCCCCGACGACCCCGCGGCGCGGCGCGGCGCGGCGCGGUGCGGAACCCUGGGAAGGAUGCUCGCCGGCGCCGAAGCCCCCGCCCUGGCCGAGAGACCUCGCGCCCAUCGCAGCCCCUCUGAGUCCUCGCCUCUGGCAAGUGGCGGGGUCUCGGUUCUGAGGGUCCCUCACUCACUGCGGCAAGAGCCGGAGGGGCGGGAGGCGGGGCGUCGAGCCCCGCAGCCAGGGCGGACCGUCUGCACGUGUUAUCAGGGGCCAGCGCCCCGCAGGCCUGGGGGGUUGAAGCUGCUUCCCGAGAGGCUGCGUUGCCCUCGGUCUCCCCGCCAGUCCGGUUCCAGCUUCCAGACGGGCUCGCCCAGUAACUUCCCCGGCUAUGUCGUCAUAACCAGAGGGCCGUCUGCACCUUCCACGGGCCUGCUACUUUACAGGCCUCGUCUUAAGGCCUCACAACCACCCAGCGACAUGUGGGUUCUCGUUUUUACCAGGAGGACACAGAUUCACGGCGACUGGCAUUUGUUCAAGGCUCUACAACUAGAAAGAGGCAGAUCGGAUGUUCAGGCGAGGAAACCUGCCCAAGGUGUCAUAAUGCAAAGCAGCAGCGCGGCAGGAUUGGAAGCCAGCGGUGCCAGUGCCGUCUACUCCUCAGCAGAGCUCUUUGGCCCAGGCGUGGGCCAAGUGGCAUGAGAAGCAAAGGGCGACAGGCUUGAGGGGGGCAAGAAUGUGAAAGGGAUAAAGCGGAGAAGCCCAGGCAGCUGAAGAGGGAGAAGGGGCUGCGAGAGGCAGCUGGAGCAUCAUCGUCGUCGUCGUCGUCGUCGUCGUCACUGGCAGGCUGGAGGGUGAGGACCAGGAAGGGAGGGAGCGGGUCCGAGGAGAGGCAGGGUUGGCCAGCACAGAGCUGGCAGAGGCGGGGGCACGGCCAGUGUGUCAGGGUCUCUCCCUGGCCCCCCCCCUGCCCCUUCCCAGGCAGGUUCCCCUGAGCUCCACCCCUCGGGAAGCAGAGGGGUGCCGUCUCAACUCCCCACCCCGCUUCCUCGGGACCCCAGGAGAUGAGCGGACCGCACAGGCUCUUUGUUGUUUUAAGGGCUGUGACUGAUUCUUCUACGGAGACACGCAAGGGGCUGCUUCCCGCUCAUAGCAACGCUCAUGGUUUCUACAGACACCAAAGGGGUUCUGUCCUUUGGUAUCCCUGGGCACGCGGCUCCUCGAAGCUGAGACCCCCUCCUCCCGACUCCGCCUUUGCUUGAAGGGUCCUUUCACCAGGUGCCCCUUUGGCCUGGGGACCCGCCCCUCUGAUGAGCAUGUGGCAGACGUCUGUGUUCCUGGGCCUCGGGCGCCAUUCUAAAACGACCACGUGCUCCUCGGCGACCUGCACCUCUGACGCGUGGCCACCAUCUGGAAGCUUCCUCCACCUCCGCCCACACUGUCCCUGUGCCUGCCACCCCAGAGGGACACCAGCCCAAACGAGCAGCCUCCCAAAUAAGCGCCAUCCACGAGGCGAUCGGCCUUCUGGAGGCCUGACAGUGGCAGGAGCGAGCGGCAGCCACAGCGUGGGGCUCCGGAGGGCACAGGGAGAGGGCGGCCGACAAAAGAGGGACGUGAGGACUUCCCGAGGACACCCUUCAGCUGCGAUUCCCUGCCCCAGCCCCCUGGCCAAAGAACGUCGGUUUGCCCUUUUUAAGGGCUACGCACAUCUGGGAAAAGUUAUCUGAGGUCGGAGUGGGGUUUUUUGGUUGGUACUGCUCCUCACAGGAGCCAAGGCUGAUCUUGUUCAUAAUCCCUAGGUUCCAUGUAAUGGCACGGAGGGAAGGAGAAAGCUCAUUCCGGCCUCUGGACCAGCGGUAUCGCCUGAGAACAGGGCCACCCGGCAGAAUCAGGAGUCAUGAGGCAGGUUCUUUAGAUGCUGCUUUAUUUCCGUAAGGAUACACUGAAACGUUAGAUGAUCAAAGCUAAUGACAAAAUGUAGCAAUGAGGCAUCGGCUUCUCUAACCACUCCUACGAGAAUGUUAAUACGCGCUGUCAUUACGUGUGUACUCUUGAAGUCGUCUCGGGAUAUGCUAUGUAAUACAACAAUGUAGCUAGAAUACAGUAAGGAGGUGCUCCUGCGUCUCAGGUAAGCGCUACGUGGACAUCCGGUUCUGCCUGCCGGGACCGUGGCCUCCCCGCUCCCCCAGCGAUCCAGCUGUAAGCUCUUGAGGAACGGUCCUAAGACUCACAACAGCAGCCGCCGCCGCCGCUGACAACGGUUGGGGGGAAGCCCACUCUGCCGUGUCUGGAAACGGCAUGUCCGUGUCAGUGACAGUCCUGGCACCUGCUCACCUGCCCCUCUCAGGUUUUAUGGCUACUUCUGGAGGGUAAAUUGCAAAACCGCAGGAACGCCUGAGGGGGCGAAAACAUUCUCAUGCAAGUCUCCAAACCCAUAAACUAUGCUGCUAUUCAUUAAAGCAAAACAUUAUUCAUUAAAAAAAGAUAAAGGACA
Messenger RNA from Phacochoerus africanus (Common warthog), 3083 nucleotides. RefSeq lists its product as uncharacterized. Bases 581 to 1291 code for a protein of 236 amino acids. NCBI's taxonomy places the organism in Eukaryota, Metazoa, Chordata, Mammalia, Artiodactyla, Suidae. The transcript is spliced from 2 exons. The record is from RefSeq and is a predicted model, not a curated record.